GCGUAGGUGUGGGUUCUCAGUACUCCCAGCCCAUCCAAGAUUCCUCAGUCUGGGAGCAGCACAGGAGAGGAACCGGCCACUGAGGACUAUCUUAGGAACGGCAUGGAGAGCAAAUGGAGUGGCUGGGUGCUGAUCCUUUCUGUGUGCCUAGGUUCCUACCGAGCUGCCGCCAGUCCCCUCCACGAGUGCGGCGAGCGGCCAGAGGACUGGUGUCGCGACACAGUGACCGCAGCCAAGUGUGGGGUGCUUCAGCUCUGCCAGAUCACCGUCCGGGACCAGGCCCUGGGGAAGGGGAUCCCGUGUCACCUGUGCCAGAUGGCGGUCUCGGUGGUGGGCAAGAUCCUCCAGGACAACCGCACCGAGGAAAAGCUGCGGAAAUUCUUGGAUAAGAAAUGCCAGUACCUGCCCUUCCAGGACUGGUCUGUCAAGUGCAAGAAGAUGGUGGACACUGGUGUCCUCAUCCUUGUCCAGCUGGGCAAGCAAGUGCUGUCGGACCCGAAGGUGGUGUGCGGGACCUUCAAGCUGUGCCUGUCCCGGGAGAACCCCAUGGGAGCCCUGAAGUUCCAGAAGCCUCCGCCAGCCCCUACGGACCAUGUUCAGGACUUUGCUGACCUGGUCAACCCUUUCAUCGCCAACGUGCCCCUCCUGCUCCAUCCCCAGGAUCUGCUUCGUGGUGAGGCCCAGGAGAGGGAGGAUACCUGUGGGGACUGUCUGCAGCUGGUGGCAGCCAUGCAGCUGGAACUGGGGACCGACGACACCUUCACCCAGUUGCUGGUGGCCCGUGGGGAGCGGGUGUGCGAGAGCCUGACACCAGGCUUGGCACAGCGGUGCAAGCGCUACCUGGUCGAGCACGCGGACACGGCCGUCCAGCUGCUCCAGCUCUUGCAGGCUGAGGAGCCCAUGGAGCUGUGUGGCCACCUGGGACUCUGCUCCUCUGCCUCAGACCUGUCCCUCCACACGCUGCUCAUGGAGAAGAUGAUGCAAGUUCUGGGGCAGGACGAGGAGGGGACCACACCACUGUGCGAGAUGUGCCAGUUUGCUGUGAAGGCAGCUGAGAGCCUCCUGGAGAACAACGUGACGGAGGAGCAACUGGUGAACGACAUCGAGAAGGUGUGCUACAUGCUGCCCCACGGUGUCAUCGGGCAGUGCAAAGACUUUGUUGACUCCUACGGCAAAGCCGUGGUCAUCAUGCUGCUGGAGGCCACUGACCCGAUGGCCGUCUGCACCAUGCUGCGCUGCUGUCCCCGGAGUGGGGACAUCCAGCGAGGAGCUCCCGCGCCGGAGCAGGUGGAGGUGAGUGCGGGUGCCUUCUGCAACGUCUGCCAGAUCGUCAUCACCUACUUCGAUAACGAGCUGCUGAAGAACGAGACGCUGGCAGAGCUGGGCGACGUGUUAGAGAAAGGCUGCGAGAUGCUGCCCACGCCACUCACCAGCAAGUGCGAAGCGCUUGUGGUGCAGUACGAGCCGGAGGCCGUGCGGCUCCUCGUGCAGAUGAUGGACCCCACCUUCGUCUGCACUAAAAUAAGAGCCUGCAAUUCAUUUGAGGAGGGCUCAGACCCCUGUGUCUGGGGCCCACAAUACUGGUGCAAGAACAUGGCCACGGCGGUAGAGUGCCACGCGGUCGAGCACUGCCGGCGUCACCUAUGGAACUAGGAGCCACCUCCCCAGCCAGCCGGGCUUGCCCCACUGUUUUGGUUCAAAAUCCCAGACCCCCUCCCUUGGGAUCCACCUGCUCCCAUGGAUGUGAUGGCAGGAAUCCAUCAGCCUCACCCGCCUCAGGGGGUCCGCGGGGUGCCCUGGCCACCUCUGCUGCUUCCUUCUUCAGCCCUGGGACUUGGAUUUCCAAAUCAGGUUAAGGGACUUCUUAGGAUUUGCAGGACAGGUGAUUCAGCCUCACCAUCUCUUAGGCUGAUCGUAAAAUCCUGCUGUUGCUCCCCAUCCCCAUCCCCAUCCCCAUCCCCAUCAUCUCCAUCCCACCCCAACCGCUCAUAAGGCCCAGAUCUUACAAUGUGGAUCCAUCCCCAUGGGCUGGGAUGGUUUCUGCUGCCCAAACACUGUCCCCACUCCUGGCCGCCGGUAGCUUCACGCUGCAGGUCUCGUUGGCUCUGGGCAAGCCCCGCGUUUUGCUGGUCCCUUUUCAAACUGGGGUGGCUUUUUAUUACCCCCACUUCCCAGUCACCAGUUAAAGAAACAAAGCGGAUCAAAUUUACCUGCAAUGCACACCUUUGCACGACAUUUGCAGAACUCUUAAUUUUGUGUUCAGCUGAUUGCUGGAAAUAUAUAUAUAUAUACACACACACACUUUAAGUAUUCCCUGAAUGAAAAAAUGAGAGAGUUUUGGGGCAGAGAUUUCCUUUCACACAGUCAUCCCUGCUAGGGGGGGGUAGGUCCAUGCUGACCCCGUCACAGGAGGGGGGAUGCCCGUGGUGCCCAGUCCUGAAUGUGCACAGGAGCAUCUCACUGCAAAUAAACUCUUCCUGUGA
Molecule: messenger RNA, 2483 nt
Organism: Cuculus canorus (common cuckoo)
Lineage: Eukaryota; Metazoa; Chordata; Aves; Cuculiformes; Cuculidae
Product: prosaposin
Exons: 15
Coding region: 103-1653 (516 amino acids)
Biological process (GO): sphingolipid metabolic process
Cellular component (GO): lysosome
Source: RefSeq, a predicted model, not a curated record